Messenger RNA from Durusdinium trenchii, 270 nucleotides. Lineage: Eukaryota; Dinophyceae; Suessiales; Symbiodiniaceae. The record is from the annotation of a GenBank genome assembly.
AUGGCGCUGCAAGACUUGUUGGCCGGGCUGCCAGAAGUCGGUGGACAUGAGGAGGACCCGCUGGUGACGGGCUUGGCGAAGCAGGCGGAGCUGCAGCGGAUGCGUUCCGAGGCCUCCCAAGCGCGCUGGGCGGAGUGCCAAGACCAUAAGCUUUGGUUGGCGGAGAAGAAUUGGCGAAAGCAAGUGAGAAAGACGAAGGAAGAUGAGCGCCGGCGAAAGGCAGAGGAAGCUGCACGUGCAGAAGCAGAGCGAAGGGCGGGAACAGCUUGA